UGAUGUCAUUCUUGUGACGUCCAUGACAACGUCAACAUUCUGCCAUUGUUUGGCAAUCGAGCAAGACGUGUUUUUCAGCGCUCAUUGAAAAAUGGAAAAUUUGCAGCUAUUAAUAGAAGCGGCGUACCAAGAAUUGUCCCAGCAAUGCUUCAGUACUGCUCCUCUCACUUCUGAACUUUCAAAGGUCACUUCCUCCGACCUUUACCUUGGUUCUGCCUCCGAGAGCGACAUUAACUCUGCUCUUGGCCUUCUUGCAAGAACUUGCAUCCAGCAAGUAGAGCUUUUAGAGUCCUUCAGAUCAAGCGACAAUGUUUCUUCACUAUCACCGGAAGUCUCCUCGUGGGAUUCCGUCGGCGAUACUGUGGGUUCUGUACAGGUACCUCCUUCCGACAAUUAUUUCCGACCAGCCGCCUUAAAGCUGUUGUACACCCGACGUGUACCGUCACUGGAGGUAGGCGACGGCGACACCGAGAUAUCUAAGAGGAAGCGGGAGGAGGCUGGCUUGUUAGAGUGCACGGGUCGGAGAGCAGAUAAACGACCACGACGAGAACAAUCGACGGAGCUUCAAGCCUUGUUCAGGCUGCUGCCGACAAAGCGCAUUCAUUCCCCGGAACCGAAUCCCGACAGUUCAAAGAAGCGCCGUCGGCAUGAGUCGCCUAGAUUAAGCGGAAGCAGCGACACCGUGUCUGAAGAAGCCAACGAUACCAUUUGUAAAGACAAGACUGACAGGGAGAUGGAUAUCCGGUACCAGCGAAAUCCCCGUCCCUCCAGCUGCCCAUGUCGACCGUCAUACAAGAAACCGGAAGUCUUGGAAAUUCCAAGACGAAGUAGGAAACGUGUCAGCGUGCCUCUAUACAAUAAGAUCCUGCAAUAUCAUCUGCUCAAAGUCACCAACACGUGCCUCUCAGACUGCUGUCAGUUCCGAUGCUCCCGGAAGUGGAUUCAGCAUGGUAAAACAACUAUCCGAAUGAUCUUCAGAGACUAUUAUUAGACAUUUUGAAUUGUUUUAUUUAAAUUUGUGUAUUUAUAUUAAUUAUAUAAUGUUAGCAAUUUUA
Molecule: messenger RNA, 1055 nt
Organism: Dreissena polymorpha
Lineage: Eukaryota; Metazoa; Mollusca; Bivalvia; Myida; Dreissenidae
Exons: 4
Coding region: 92-991 (299 amino acids)
Source: RefSeq, a predicted model, not a curated record